AUGUUCCCCUGGACUCUCCGCGGGCGCUACCAGCACGGCGUCCCCGGCUGCAGCGGGAGCCCGCUGAGGGGACCGAGCUCCCCAUCCAGCGCGAGGGUCUGGGGACCACUGGGACCCGCGAGAUCGCGGCUUCCGGGCCCCAGCGCGCAGGCGGGUGCGGGCUGUGCGGCCGGCUGCCUAGCUUCCUGCGGCGGGCCUCGGACAGGGACGCGCACGGUCGGGGCCCGGGAGGCUUGUGAGCUGCAUCUCAAUGGCCGGCCGGCUCGUAGAGCAAAUCAGGCGGGGGUCUGGGCAGCGGGCGCGGGCCGGGAGACUGGCGGCGCGCGAAGGCAGCGGGGCCGCGCUCCAGCGUUCUGCAAUCUGUUGCGUCUGCUCCCCAGGCUCGCCUUGGGCUCUGGGCUCCGGAAAGGGGUGACGGAGGGAGGAAUCCGGGGUGGGGAGGGGCUGCCAAAGAAGUUCCCAGAGGCCUCUUCUGACCAUUCUGGAUCUCUGUGCUCUCUGUCCACAGCCGCCAGCCGCUCUCAUCCCGCCAGCCCCAGUCCCCCGGGACCUCAGGCUAGCCCUGUACUACCGGUCAGCUACCGCCUGUCUCACACCCGGCUGGCCUUCUUCCUGAAGGAAGCGCGGCCGCCGACGGCCGCGGCGAUCAACGGCUCCCUGCAGCGCUCGGAGCCCUUCGUGGUGUUCCAAACCAAGGAGCUGCCGGUCCUCAACGUGUCCUUGGGGCCCUUCAGCACCAGCCAGGUGGUGGCACGGGAGCUUCUGCAGCCGUCCAGCACCCUGGACAUCCCCGAGCGCUUGACGGUCAACUGGAAGGUGCGCGCCUUCAUCGUGCGCGCCCGCGUGCCCGCCUCGCAGCCCGUAGCACAGGUGCUUUUCUAUGUGGCCGGUCGCGACUGGGACGACUUCGGGGUCACAGAGCGGUUGCCCUGUGUCCGCCUGCACGCUUUCCGAGAUGCACGCGAGGUGCGGAGCUCAUGUCGCCUGGGCGGGGCUUUGGCCACCUGCUUGGUGCGCGCGGAGCUGCCCCUGGCCUGGUUCGGACCCCCGGCCCCGGCCGCGCCUCCCAGCGCCCGCCGCAAGUCCCCCGACGGACUGGAGCCGGAGGCGGCAGCCGAGAGCCAGCAGGUUGAGCUCUACUACACGCUGCACGCCCCCGAUGCGGCGGGCGGCUGCGGGAGCGCGCGCCGCGGCCCCGGGCCCGGAGCGGCCGCGCGCGCCGAAAGCCCCACGCAGCACCCGCUGCUGCGAAUCGGCAGCAUCAGUCUGUUCCGGCCGCCGCCGCGCAGGGCCGUUCAGGAGCACAGGCUAGACAGCAACCUGAUGAUCCGUCUGCCGGACCGGCCACUCAGGCCUGGAGAAGUACUCAGCAUUCUCCUCUACCUGGCACCCAACUCCUCCUCAGCUACCAGCCCCAGCGUGGAGCACUUCACACUUAGGGUGAAAGCCAAGAAGGGUGUGACCCUCUUAGGCACCAAGUCACGAAGUGGCCAGUGGCAUGUGACUUCAGAGCUGCUAACUGGGGCAAAGCAUUCAACAGCCACUGUGGAUGUGGCCUGGGCCCAGGGCACGCCCCUACCCCCUUGGGAGGGUCAGGGACCCCUAGAGAUCCUGCAGCUGGACUUUGAGAUGGAGAACUUCACCAGCCAGUCCGUGAAGCGGAGGAUCAUGUGGCACAUCGAUUACCGAGGCCACGGUGCCCUGCCUGACCUGGAGCGGGCCGUCACUGAGCUGACGGUCAUCCAAAGGGAUGUACAAGCCAUCCUGCCCCUAGCCAUGGACACAGAGAUCAUCAACACUGCCAUCCUGACCGGGAGGACUGUAGCCAUUCCUGUCAAGGUCAUUGCUAUUGAGGUGACUGGAGUUGUCCUGGAUGUUUCUGACGUAGUGGAGUGCCAGUCUCACAGUGAGGACAUCAUCAAGGUGUCCAGCAGCUGUGACUAUGUGUUUGUAAGCGGGAAGGAGUCUCGAGGGUCCAUGAACGCCAGAGUCACCUUUCGCUAUGAUGUCCUCAGUGCCUCCCUGGAAAUGACAGUCUGGGUCCCCAAACUACCUCUGCACAUCGAGCUCUCCGAUGCUCGCCUCAGCCAAGUGAAGGGAUGGAGGGUGCCUAUCCUUCCCGACAGAAGGUCAGCUCGAGAGAGCGAAGAUGAGGAGGAAGAGGAAGAGGAACGAAGACAGAGUGCCAACCGAGGCUGUACUCUGCAAUACCAGCAUGCCACCCUGCAGGUCUUCACACAGUUUCACACGACAUCCUCUGAGGGCACCGACCAGGUGGUCACCAUGUUGGGCCCGGACUGGCUGGUAGAGGUCACUGACCUGGUUAGUGACUUCAUGCGGGUGGGUGACCCCCGAGUGGCCCACCUGGUGGACAGCAACACUCUGGCAGGACUGGAGCCAGGCACCACACCCUUCAAGGUGGUAUCCCCCCUGACCGAGGCUGUGCUGGGGGAGACAUUGCUGACAGUGACAGAGGAGAAAGUCAGUAUCACACAGCUGCAGGCCCAAGUGGUGGCCAGUCUCACCUUGUCCCUGCGACCCAGCCCUGGGAGCAGCCACACCAUCCUGGCUACCACAGCUGUGCAGCCCACCCUCAGCUUUGUCAAGCAGGAAGCCCUGCUGAGCCUGUGGCUCUCCUACAGUGACGGAACCACAGCCCCACUCUCUCUGUACAGUUCCCGGGACUACGGGCUUUUGGUGAGCAGCCUGGAUGAGCGGGUGGCCACUGUGACCCAGGACAAGGCUUUCCCAGUGGUGGUGGCCGAAGCAGAGGGGGCAGGAAAUCUGCUCCGUGCGGAGCUCACCAUCUCAGAGAGCUGCCAGAAAACCAAGCGCAAGAGUGUGCUGGCUACUACUCCUGUGGGCCUGCGGGUACACUUUGGGCGGGACGAGGAGGAUCCCACAUAUGAUUAUCCAGGGCCCAGCCAACCGGGGCCUGGUGGGGGCGAGGACGAAGCCCGAGGAGCUGGCCCACCCGGCACUGCUAUUCCCGCUGGUGAGGUCCCUGGAUUGGGCACUGCCGGACCUGUGCCACCCACAGAGGACUUCUUGCCGCUGCCCACCGGCUUCUUGCAGAUGCCUCGGGGGCUGACGGAUCUAGAGAUUGGUAUGUACGCCCUGCUGGGGGUCUUCUGCCUUGCCAUCCUUGUCUUCCUUAUCAACUGCAUCGUGUUCGUGCUGCGAUAUCGGCACAAGCGCAUCCCUCCUGAGGGCCAGACCAGUAUGGACCAUUCUCACCACUGGGUGUUCCUGGGCAACGGGCAGCCACUGCGGGUGCAAGGUGAGCUGUCACCGCCUGCAGGGAGCGCGCUGGAAACCGUGCCUGCCUGCUGCCACGGUGAUCACCACAGCAGCGGCAGUUCGCAGACCAGCGUCCAGAGUCAAGUACACGGCCGUGGGGACGGCUCCUCUGGGGGCUCGGCCAGGGACCAGACGGAGGACCCUGCUAGCUCACCCACUUCUAAGCGGAAGAGGGUCAAGUUCACGACCUUUACCACUCUACCCUCGGAGGAGCUGGCUUAUGACUCAGUGCCUGCUGGCGAAGAGGAGGAGGACGACGAAGAGGACCUGGGUUGGGGUUGUCCAGAUGUGGCCGGAACCACACGGCCCACUCCGCCCCCGGAUCUGCACAAUUACAUGCGCAGAAUCAAAGACAUUGCAUAGUGGUGACUUAGGGGUGGGGGUAGGAUAUCCCCACACAUGUGGUGGCCUCUGGCUGGGACUCAGCCUGUACCCACCCAGCUCACAGGGACUCUGGGCAGCUGAAUGGAUUUUAUAGUCCCUGCCACUGCAGCUUUGGUCUGGCCAGUUGUGGCCAGAUCCACUUUGACCUUCUGCCCCUUGCAGGUGGAAGGCACCAUCUAAACCCAGCGUGAAGCAGGGAGACAGUUCAGCCCUGUUCACCCUUUCCAAACCUCAUUCCAUCUUAGACAUCCCCACUGCCCAGAGAUUGUGUCGCCAUGGCCAAACUUGGGGCCAGGUGGGCCUACACUGUGCCCUGCUAUGCCUCCCAUGUUCCCUAAUGGUGCCCCCUGUGCAGGGGACCCUGGUGGGGUCUUGUGUCACAGGCUGCACAAAGACUUUUCUUAAACCAAUAUUCAGGGAUUUCCGUCCUGCAGGGUGGGAAGUGGUGGCUGCCCGCCUUGCCAAGGGUCUUGCUGCAGACAGAACAUUGGAGUGUUGGGGGACAGUUGUGGUGUCUGCUGGUUUCUAGGUGUCUCCCAAGCAUGGAGCUGACUGCAGAGGGUCCAAUGUGAAAUGGGCACUUUCCUGUGGCUUCCACUGCUCCUUAGACUUGGAGAGGGCUCAAGCAAGAGGGGCUUUCAUUUUUCUCUGGCCAAACCCCACCCACACAGCAAGCGCAGGUGAUGUACAUACAGCCUGUCCCCACAGCAAGAUCAACACUACUGCGCCUUAGCCUGGGCUCUGCUCACUCCUGCUUCCCUCUACACCACAGGGCAGGCAACCACAGCCAGCAGUCCUGAGAUGGAGGGGACCGACUGGGAGUAUUGCAAGGGCCCAUGGGGUGGGUGAAGGCAGAGGAAGCUAUUGCUCAAGCGCCUUGCCCAUUUCCCCAGCCACACUUCUUGGGUUCUACCCACCACUGUGUCAGUUUUUCAUAAAUAAAUGGAAAGCAUCGGCCUGGGUUGGGGACAACAGUUCCCCGCAGAGAGUACACA
Messenger RNA from Mastomys coucha (southern multimammate mouse), 4679 nucleotides. It is a transcript of the gene Tmem132e, whose product is annotated as transmembrane protein 132E. NCBI's taxonomy places the organism in Eukaryota, Metazoa, Chordata, Mammalia, Rodentia, Muridae. The record is from RefSeq and is a predicted model, not a curated record. The transcript is spliced from 10 exons. The coding region runs from base 1 to 3663 and encodes 1220 amino acids.